UUAAAGUGAAAUUUUUGUUUUUAUUUGUAAUUUUAAUUUAAAUUCGUGUCAAAAUUUCAUCGUAAAUCCAAAUCCUCUUAAUUUUCUCACAAAUUUUCCCCUUAAUUGCAUCACAAACCACAAAAACCGCCAAAUGUCGACUGUGGAAGAACGUUUAGCUUACCUGAACAAUCCGAUCAAGACACCUCCGUUGAUUGGCGAUUACACGCCCUUCUAUGUGACAAUUGCCAUUUGCACCGUUUUUGGAGCUUUCUUGAUUGCCAUCAACGUCAUUUGUGCUUGUUGCAGCAAAAACAAGGAAUAUUGGAAAGACCGACACACAGGAAAUCGUUGGCUCUUCUUUGGACCUUUUUGGACUUCGACACCGCACAACAAUCCGCCAUGCGAUUUGAGCGAACUCAAAGAUGCGAUAAUUUACGAUGCUUAUGACGUUGCGCAUUACGGCGGAGGAAGUCAUGCUGCCGAAUAUUCCGUGGGAUAUCAUCAAGAAGAGGAACGCGAGAGACCCGUUUAUCAACCGCCAACGCAACAAAGUAGACCUCAGAGACCUCCAACCGGGUACCAUAGACAACCAAUGCAAGAACAAAUGCAACAUCAACGACCCAUGGAAUAUGUCGAAUUGCAAAAGAGGGAAAUUUUAUGAGGAAACAAUUCCGUCCCAUUAGUUUUUAGUGUUUUUAGAAAGUAUUUAGUAUAAAUGAUAAUAAUGUUGGAA
Culicoides brevitarsis is the source of this 715-nucleotide messenger RNA. RefSeq lists its product as uncharacterized. The transcript has 3 exons. NCBI's taxonomy places the organism in Eukaryota, Metazoa, Arthropoda, Insecta, Diptera, Ceratopogonidae. The coding region runs from base 134 to 643 and encodes 169 amino acids. The record is from RefSeq and is a predicted model, not a curated record.